AUGGCUUCAGAUCCGAUCUUGCCCAAGCAGGGCGAACGCAAUAUCCUUGUGACUAGCGCAUUGCCCUAUGUGAACAAUGUUCCUCAUCUGGGUAACGUCGUUGGCUCCGUGCUGAGUGCCGAUGCCUUUGCGAGAUAUCACAAAGCCUGUGGACGGCCCACUCUGUUCAUUUGCGGAACGGACGAAUACGGCACAGCGACCGAGACCAAGGCGUUAGAGGAGAAGGUGACGCCAGAGGAGCUUUGCGCCAAGUACAAUAAGAUCCAUCAGGAAGUGUACAAGUGGUUUAACAUUGGCUUUGACCACUUCGGCCGCACUCCUACCGAGAAGCACACCGAGAUCUCUCAGGCCAUUUUCAAGCGCCUCUGGGAUAACGGUUUCCUUGGCGAGCGCACUGCCGAGCAGCCCUUCUGUGAGCAGCACGGCUCCUUCUUGGCUGAUCGUUACGUGGAGGGUGAAUGCCCCCGAUGCCACUACGACGAUGCGCGCGGUGAUCAGUGUGACAAGUGUGGUCACCUUCUUGACCCUUUUGAUCUUAUCAACCCCCGCUGUAAGCUCGACGGAGCUACCCCGGUUCGCCGUGAGACCAAGCACAUCCAUUUGCUGUUGGACAAGCUCCAGCCGGAGGUUGAGAAGUGGGCCAACGACAGUAUCGAGAAGGGCCAGUGGCCGAAGAACUCAAAAAUCAUCACCGAGUCUUGGUUGAAGGAGGGCUUGAAGGACCGCGGCAUCACCCGUGAUCUGAAAUGGGGUGUGCCAGUGCCUCUGGAGGGCUUCGACAACAAGGUGCUGUACGUCUGGUUUGAGGCUUGCAUUGGGUACCCUUCCAUCACCGCAAACUACACCAACGAAUGGGAGCAAUGGUGGCGCAACCCGGAAGAUGUGAAGCUGUACCAGUUCCUUGGCAAGGACAAUGUACCCUUCCACAGUGUUAUUUUCCCGGCUACUCAGAUCGGUACCCGGGACACCUGGACUAUGAACCACCACCUGAGUGCUACCGAAUACUUGAAUUACGAGGGUGGUAAGUUCAGUAAGUCGCGUGGCAUCGGUGUGUUCGGCACCAACGCCAAGGAGACCGGCGUGUCUGCCGAUGUGUGGAGAUAUUACCUGCUCAAGAACCGCCCUGAGACCGGUGAUACACAAUUUGAAUGGCGCGCAUUCGUUGACGCCAACAACAGCGAGCUUCUCGCCAAGCUGGGUAACCUUGUCAACCGUGUCAUCAAGCUUGUCACUGCUUCCUACGGCGGUGUGAUCCCCGAGUUUUCUGUGCCCGAGGACUUCAAGCCUUAUCUGGAGGAAAUCACUACCUUCACGCGCCAGUACGUCGAGGAGAUGGAGAGUGUCCACCUCCGUGCCGGUGUCCAGACCGCCAUGCGAAUCACCGAAGUUGGCAAUGGUCUCAUCCAGGCCAACCGUCUGGACAACUCUCUCAUCGCCAACGAUCCCGCUCGCGCUGCCGCUGUCGUUGGUACCGUUCUGAACUUGAUUCACCUGCUGUCCGCCGUAUUCACCCCGUACAUGCCCGCCACUACCGAGUCGAUGCUCAGACAGCUGAAUGCUCCCGUCCAGUUGAUCCCCACUCUGGAUGAGCUCAAGGACGGCUGGAAGCCUACCUCUCUCAAGGCCGGCCACAAGAUUGGCAAGGCUGAGUACCUGUUCACUCGCAUUGACCCCAAGAAGGCCGACGAGUGGCGCGAGCUGUUCGGUGGAUCCCAGGCCGAGCGGGCCAAAAAGGCCGAAGAGGCCGUCAAGGCUGCUGCUAAGAAGGCCGCUGCGAAGGCUAAGAAGCAGGCCAAGAAAGCCACUAAGGCUUCCGGCGUUGAGGCUACCGCUAAGGGCGGCGCUGAGAGCCCCAGCGUGAGCGAGGAGGGCAUUGAGAAGGUCACUGACGGUGUGGCCCAGGUCACUCUCCCUACCUCGUAA
This is a messenger RNA of Penicillium maclennaniae, 1923 nucleotides long. Its product is annotated as methionine--tRNA ligase MES1. Gene Ontology annotation, cellular component: aminoacyl-tRNA synthetase multienzyme complex; cytosol. The transcript has 2 exons. Gene Ontology annotation, molecular function: ATP binding; methionine-tRNA ligase activity. Gene Ontology annotation, biological process: methionyl-tRNA aminoacylation. The coding region runs from base 1 to 1923 and encodes 640 amino acids. The record is from RefSeq and is a predicted model, not a curated record. Lineage: Eukaryota; Fungi; Ascomycota; Eurotiomycetes; Eurotiales; Aspergillaceae.